UAGUGCACUUACGUAGUACCUACGUUGGAAUAUUUCGUAUUUCAGUGUUAAUCAUGAAUCUGUUCCUCAAUUCUCCUCGACUUGGGACUUAUUAGUCUAUUAAUUUGUUUAUUGAGCUAGUGUUGGAUUUUGUUCAGCUCAUAAGGUAGGGUACAGGCUAAAAGCGACAGAAUCCCCGAAAUACUUUUGAUUUUCUUCAAUUUCCAAAUUUACCUAGAAUAAAAUAAUUUGUGAUUACCUACUGAUCAUUUUAUUUCACCGUGACUAUCAAAAGUGCUCUGUAUAAAUUGUUCGAGUUUAUCUGCUAGCUGAGUUAGUAAAGUACCAAGUUAUGGCGCAGACUAGUCCAGAUGAGCGAAUUGCUAAAAGUCAAUGUCGCACGAAAGUCGAAUUAAAAAAAUGUUCUUUCACAUGGAUAAUCGAUCAUUACGAAGUUCUUAUUAAAAGAAAAGGAGAAAUAUUAAAAUCGUCAGCGUUUUCUGCUUUUGGUGAUGAUUUCAAGUGGCAUUUGGAACAUUCAGUUACCAGUUCUGGAAAGUCGCAGUAUGCUUCAUUCGCAUUAUGUCCCGAUUCUAAGGAUGAUCUUGAAAAGUACGGCCCUGUAUCUGGAGAUGUGAAAAUCAUAGUUCGUACCAUAACUAUUGCCAGUUCCUUCACUUUGACCUUUGGCAAAAACGACCAGUAUAGUACUUCAUCUUACUGCCCUGUCAACGAAAUGCAACGAUGGACAUCUGAAGCCGGUCAAUUAAAAGUCCUUUGCGAGCUAACCUAUGUAAAAAGUAACGAUAUUGUAAACGUCUCUUCUCCAUAUUAUUCGAGCACGAUUGGAAUGUCUGAAUCUAGACUUUCAACAGACUUGGAACAAUUAUACAUCGGUGACUGUUUCAACGACCUGACAAUUUCAGUCAAAGGUAAAAACUAUGCCGUCCAUAAAGCUAUUCUAGCUACUCGUAGUUCAGUUUUCAACGCCAUGCUUAGGAACGAUAUGCAAGAAAGCCAGAAAAAUCUUAUUAACAUCACCGACAUCGAGCAAGAAACCUUCGAAGAAAUGUUACACUACAUUUAUACGGGAAAAACGAAAAAUUUGGACGAAUUAGCCUUCGAAUUGCUACCAAUAGCAGAUAAAUAUGAUCUCAAGGAGUUGAGGAUCAUGUGUGAAAACGUAGUGUUCAAGAAAUUAUCUACAGACAACGCUGUGAAGAUUUUAAUAUUGGCUGAUAUGCAUCAUGCUGAAGAAUUGAAGAAGGAUACUCUUCAAUUUAUCAGAGAUAAUUACGCCAAUUGCGAAGAUUUUAAAAAUGCCGACGUUUUGAAUAAUUUGACAACUUCUCGUGCUCAAUUAUUGAAAGAUAUGUUGGAUGUUUUUUGUAAGAUUUAAAGGAUUUUUGUAACGUUUAAUUUUUAUAAAAAACUAAACUUUUGCAACAUA
Molecule: messenger RNA, 1429 nt
Organism: Planococcus citri (citrus mealybug)
Lineage: Eukaryota; Metazoa; Arthropoda; Insecta; Hemiptera; Pseudococcidae
Product: speckle-type POZ protein-like
Exons: 3
Coding region: 332-1378 (348 amino acids)
Biological process (GO): proteasome-mediated ubiquitin-dependent protein catabolic process; regulation of proteolysis
Cellular component (GO): cytoplasm
Molecular function (GO): ubiquitin protein ligase binding
Source: RefSeq, a predicted model, not a curated record